Sceloporus undulatus (fence lizard) is the source of this 690-nucleotide messenger RNA. Its product is annotated as D-dopachrome decarboxylase-like. NCBI's taxonomy places the organism in Eukaryota, Metazoa, Chordata, Lepidosauria, Squamata, Phrynosomatidae. The coding region runs from base 81 to 437 and encodes 118 amino acids. Gene Ontology annotation, molecular function: phenylpyruvate tautomerase activity. The transcript is spliced from 3 exons. The record is from RefSeq and is a predicted model, not a curated record.
GCCGCCCAAUCCCCGGCCUCGCGUGAGGGGAGGUGGCCGACGAAGACGAGGGGUCUCGGACUCCGUCCCUCACAACCACCAUGCCCUUCGUGGAGCUGGAGACGAGUCUCCCUCCGGAGCGCCUCCCUCAGGACCUUCCGGCCAAGCUGUGCCGGGCGGCAGCCGAGAUCCUAGGAAAGCCCGAGGAGCGCGUGUCGGUGACGGUGAAGGGCGGCGUGUCGAUGGUUGUGAACGGGGCAGCUUCCCCGGGAGCCCUGCUUUCUGUCUCGUCGGUGGGGGUGCUAAGUUCGGCCGAGAAGAACCAGCUCCACAGCAGAUGCCUCUUCGACCUCCUCCAGAAGGAGCUGGGGCUCGCCGCGGAACGGAUCAUGAUCCGCUUCUAUCCGAUGGAGCCCUGGCAGAUCGGGAAGAACGGCACAGUCUUGACUUUCCUCUGAUCCAAAGUCCCCUAAAACGCCCCUAAAAAAACACACUUAACCCCAUAAAAAUCAUCUUCUCUCAGUCGCGAGUUCAAAUCUUAGACUAUCCUUUUCCCUUGAGUUUCCUCAUGGACCAAUGCACUAUUUUAAUUUAAUUAAUGUUAAUUUCUUGGACUUUUGUCUCCACAAAUCCAGGCCUCAUUCUGCGGUCAUAACACUACUACUUCCUUCAGGACCAAUUCAACAAUAAAACACAAUUCCUGAUUUAAAA